GUAAGUAGAGGAGAAGGAGAACCUGUGGAGCAGUCUCGUGUCUUCUGGUUCCCAGGAUCUGAGUGAGUCCAUCACACCAGCUCAUUACCUUCUCAGCAGACAAACAGCUGUGUUACUUUCCUCACAAUUGGAGUGAGAGACUACAGUUGCCGGCAGCGGGUUGCAGAAGUUUGAAAAGUCCUGGGCUUUACAGGCGAAUCUUAGUUUCCAGUCAACACCUGAAGAAGAUUGUUAAUUCUGGACUACUAAAGCAUCCAGUCACGACAUAGGCCUAUUGCUGGAGCCAACUGAAACACCCGGGACUAAAAUGGGCAUUUAAUAAAUGUACAGCAUAGAUGCCACACACUUUUUCAAACAGGAGACAGAGUUUUGCUCCUCGCCAUGGGGAUUCAGAGAUUUGUGUGCCUGAGUUGGCUGGUAUUUCUCUCAGCCCCGGAGAGUUUUGUUGCCACGUUGUAUGUGAAAUUGCCUCACAGGAAUUCGAGCUCGUUGCAUGAGGCUGACCCAUUUGAUGCCACAGAAUCGGGGCGAGACGAGAGGUUGCAUGUUUUCACUGUGGAUUAUGAAUACGUCCAAAUACCCUAUGAGGUCACCCUUUGGAUACUCUUGGCUUCCCUUGCAAAAAUAGGAUUCCAUCUCUACCAUAAACUGCCACACUUUAUGCCAGAAAGCUGCCUGCACAUUGCCAUGGGAGUCUUGGUUGGCGGGAUUAUUUUUGCCACUGAUCAUAAAUCCCCCCCAGUCAUGACCACAAGCAUUUAUUUCCUGUAUCUGCUCCCGCCCAUUAUCCUGGAGGGAGGCUAUUUUAUGCCUACUCGUCCCUUUUUCGAAAACUUUGGGUCCAUUCUUUGGUGGUCUUCCAUGGGGUCUCUCAUCAAUGCCUUCGGCAUUGGAGUCUCACUUUACGGGAUCUGCCGGAUCGCACCCUUCGGCCUCGAGGACGUCAACCUACUUGACAGCCUGCUGUUUGGCAGCAUGGUCUCGGCCGUGGAUCCUGCAGCUGUCUUGGCCGUGUUCGAGGAGAUGUCUGUGAACGAGCAGCUUUACAUGAUGAUCUUUGGAGAAUCUUUGCUAAAUGAUGGGAUCACUGUCGUCUUAUACAGCAUCCUCAUUGACUUUACCCACAUGCAUAAAUACGAAGAGAUUGAACCUGUGGACAUCCUGGCUGGAUUUGCUCGCUUUUUUGUCGUGAGUCUUGGCGGGCUGCUGUUCGGCAUCGCCUUUGGGUUUGUGGCAGCCUUCAUGACUCGCUUCACGCAGAACUUUUCUGCGAUCGAACCUCUCCUGGUCUUCAUGUUCAGCUAUCUGUCAUACUUAGCUGCAGAAACACUGUACAUCUCUGGCAUCUUGGCGAUAACGGCAUGCGCAGUGACCAUGAAGAAAUAUGUGGAGGCAAAUGUUUCCCAGAAUUCCUACACGACAAUAAAAUACUUCAUGAAAAUGCUGAGCAGCGUCAGCGAGACCCUGAUCUUUGUGUUCAUGGGAGUGUCAACGGUCGGGCGGAACCACGAGUGGAACUGGGCCUUUGUUUGCUUCACGCUGGUCUUCUGUGCGGUUUGGCGGGCGCUAAGUGUGCUUUUCUUGUUCUGCAUCAUCAACAAGUUCCGGACUCACAGGUUCACUCUUAAAGAUCAACUCAUUAUCAUCUACAGUGGCUUGCGAGGGGCCAGCAGUUUCUCCCUGGCAUUCUUGCUGCCUGCAGCUCUCUUUCCUAGAAAGAAGAUGUUUAUAACGUCUACUAUUGUGGUUACGUAUUUUACUGUCUUCAUCCAGGGAAUCACCAUUAGACCACUUGUCAAAUACCUGGACGUUAAGAAGACCAAUAAAAAAGAGUCUGUCAAUGAGGAAAUUCACAUACGACUGAUGGACCAUUUAAAGGCAGGAAUUGAAGAUAUAUGCGGACAAUGGAGUCAUUAUCAACUGAGAGACAAAUUUAAGAAAUUUGACAACAGAGUCCUCAAGAAGAUUUUGUUACACAAGCACCAACCUAAAUCUAGCAUUUUCUCGCUGUACAAGAAACUGGAAAUAAAACAAGUCAUUGAGAUGGUAGAGCGUGGAGAGAUGAAGCCACCUUCUUCCAAAUCAUCUUCUUUGAGGUUUAGAAAUCGAAGGAUGCAGAGACUUUCGCCCGCAGAGGUGGAUUCCAUACAGAAUAUACUGGCUCACAAUCUGUAUCAAGUGAGGCAAAGGACGCUGUCAUACAACAGGUACAGCCUUGCCGCAGACGCAAAUGAGGAGCAAGCCAAAGAAAUCCUCAUUCGUCGCCAGCAGAGCCUGAAGCAGACCGUGAGGAAAGGAUACAGCCUUCCUUGGGGAGGGCAGGCUGCCAGCAGAAGUAUGCGUUACUUAUCAUUACCCUUUGGUAACGCCCAAGCAACCAGAAGAGAUUAUGAGGAUCUAACAGGGGACUGUAGCAGCGAUUCCGAGUCUGUGUUCAUCAGGCUCAAUUCAGAACCUCGGCCAGGGUCACAGCGAAGAAAGUGGCAACAGCAGGAAUCACUUCCAAUGAAGCAGCUACAUUCAAGAGUCGAGCCAGCAGGUUUUACAGGUCAGAGAAGAAGAACAAAUGAAUGCGUUGAAAGAGCCAGAAUACAAAGGCCACUGCUAGGGUCGAAACCUCAGCUAACUGCAGUGCCUGAAACUGAUAUUAUUCAGGAACUUGAGUCGGAGGAUGAGGGGAACAGGGCAUCGAUACCAUCAGCAUCUUCUAACAAAUGGACAGCAGAACCGAAAGGUGAAUUUUAUGGGCGAAAAAGCCCCUUUACUAGAAGAAAAGAGUGAUUUUUCUUCUUCUUUGUGGAGCAUAACUGCCGUUUGAGCAAUGGCGUGAUUUGUUUUGGAAUUUGAUUUUUUAAAAAAACACCCUCUGUACUCAUCCUGAUUCCAGUUUAACUGAUGGAAGAGGUCGCUGCAUAACAAAAUGUGCGAGACCUGAUUGGCAACGAGGUAUCCAUUGGCCAGCGCUGAAAUCUGCAGAAAGCUCUGGCUGUUCAUGCGGAAGUCUCAUUAUAAAAUUAAUUUAUGUUUCUACUUUUGGAGGUGGAAAAACCUAGCCGUUGUAAAUGUCCACAAUGAACAGAGAAAGCUGGAUAGGCGGUGUUAACCGAAGUAUUGGCAAGUGUUUCAGUAAUGCAAAUAAUCACUGGGGGUUGGCUUUAGGUGUGAUUCUACACACAUUGCUAUGAAAUGGGCUUGGUCACGUGCUCAAGGCCUUUUCCUUGGGGAAAGAUAGGGAAGAGGUGCAGAGGGCCAAGAAAGAGCUGUGUCUUGCCAGCUGGAGGGCCAGCAGGAGGGCCAGCAGGCAAGUGAGAUGGCCAGAAAAAUGAGAAAUGAGACAGGCAGGUUGGAGGGGGCUGCCAAUUCAUCACUCCCAGGCACCCGCAAAAAUGGUCUCAUUCUACCUCAUGGUUGGUGCAAGCACAAUGAUUUGCUUAUGCAAGCAAUUGCCUACUACUGGCUGCCCUGUAAAGAAUACAGCAUGCACAGGCCUUACUUGGGAGGCCACGUGGAUCGAGGAUGACCUCAGCUUUUGUGACCUGAUUUCGAUAUAACUCUUUCCCAUCACGGAGGCCCACUUAUAGGUCUGUUUGCAUACCCUCCAAGUCUCCCUGUUUUCCAGAGACAACAGUCCCGGAAUUACAAAAGCCACCCCGGCUUCUGAUUUGAUCCCAGAAUGUCCCUAUUUCCUCCGCCAGUGCCGCCACCACUGAGCUCGGGGAGGAGGAUGAGUCAACAGUUGUCCUGAGCAAUGGCAGUGGCAGCUGUGAGGGAGCACCCUGUAGCCUCUGCAUGGUCUAGACCUCCAUGGCCACUGCUGCUGGCCUCUUCUCUUGGGCAGCUUGUAGAGGCUGCUGAAGAGUGGGUGACGAGGAGAGGCUGCCUCCGCCAAGGCAGGUGAUGCACAGGCUCUGAGGGGUAGGCCGAGGGCAGAGCCGUCCUGGGUGGGAAGAAAGAGCGGAGCAUAAGGAGUCUUGAUUUUUUUUUUUUAAAAAAAAAAGCUCUGUGGGUCUGUGUCUAAUCUUGCCCCAUUCUAAAGUGUAUUUAUUGGCAUGUUUUUCUUUUUGUAAAUCUGCCAAAAGAAUAAAAUAAAAUAACACUGAGAUUAAGGGUUUUUCUCAGGACAGUGGAGGGCACGUGUUCUGUCUCCUGUUGCCAUAGAGGUGGUGGCACUCAGCCUUCUUCUGAUAGGAAAUGCUCUGUGGUAGUGGGGACAAAUAAAAAUGGAGGGGUGUCAAGGAAUGAGUGAGACAUGUCCGUAUUUUCAUCUGAGGAAUGUUGGAGGGUAUGUGUUUGCCAAUAUUUGGGGCCCUGCGUGUUCAGUGCUACCACUCUUGUGAAAUCAUCCAUUUUUGCUGAACUUAUUUCAGUUGUACCUAAUGAUUUGUGUACCCCUUAGGCCACAAUUUUUCACUGGGGCUUUUUGCAAAAAAGGAGGAGGAGAAACCCUCAAGUAGAACCUGUAAAUCUGCAGUCUAUCUGCCUACCCCUGCUUUGCGGAAUAGUUAGUGUAAUUGUUAAUCAUGCAUCGAAAAUUAGACUCAUACCCGAUGUGCGAAUAAUGGAUUAACUAUUCAUUGUUGCUUAGUGUGGUUGUACACAUACUUCAGAUCUGCCUCUCAGAGGCAAACCACACAUUUUGAAUGAUUUCAGGGGCAUAUGCCAGCCAGACGUUUUGCCCAGACUACAGUAUGAAGCAUAAUUGAUAGUCAAGUCAAGUCAGGUGUUCUGUUAAAUGACUUCUUGUUCAGGCUAGACCUGGAAUUCAAUCCGAUUGUAUCACAGAAGUCAUGAUAUGUGGAGCAGUUUCUUAUGGUUGGUUCAUUAUGCUAACAGCAGCAGUAUGCAAGUUUUAAAAAUAAAGGGCAAUUUGCUCAUGCAGAUACCGUAACCCUACAGAACCUUUGAGAACCACUGGGUCAAAUUCAGAAAUGGAUUCCAAGAUUGGCGCCAGCAAUCAAAUAAAUAUUCCAACAUCCCACCUCAAAAGUGAGGAAGAAUUCUGGCAUUUGGGGACUAUGCUGGGUCUCAACCUUGUUCUAAAUCAAAAGAUGACAAAAGAGAAGGCAGAACCGGGGCUGAUACUUGUUGCUCCAAAACAUUCUGUAUAGUGAGCAGCUUUGUAAUCAGAAGAUUUGGACUCUCAGCUUUAGAAUCGCUGGAAAUCGAGAGUGCCCGGAGGCCUAACACCUUGCUUUCUGCUGAGACAUUUUUUCCUGAUCCUUAAUUGCAAAUGAAACUUUUCAGUCAGUUUCACCCGUGUAAAGUUUCAAGAGUCAACACUGCCUCUUGUUUAUUGUGGCCGAUCCUUCUCACAGAACACCUAGUUUCCUUGUUUCUUUCAAAGAGAAACAAGUGGGUGGGGAAAUGAUUUUGGAGCAGUGUGCCGAGGUCAGUGGCAACAUAGAAUUCUUUUGUUCCCUGUAUAAAUUUGCACCAACUGUAACUGAUUCACUAAAUAUUGCUAAGUGCUUUGCAAGUGGCCAAGCUGCUUUGGAAUAAUUUAGUAAGUGUAAGUUCUUUAUCAGAAUUAUUAUCAUAUGUAGAGUUAUACAAUGUGUCACCUCCGACCCUGUUUUGCU
Zootoca vivipara (common lizard) is the source of this 5579-nucleotide messenger RNA. RefSeq names its product solute carrier family 9 member A4 (gene SLC9A4). Gene Ontology annotation, biological process: regulation of intracellular pH; proton transmembrane transport; potassium ion transmembrane transport. The record is from RefSeq and is a predicted model, not a curated record. Lineage: Eukaryota; Metazoa; Chordata; Lepidosauria; Squamata; Lacertidae. Gene Ontology annotation, cellular component: plasma membrane. Gene Ontology annotation, molecular function: potassium:proton antiporter activity; sodium:proton antiporter activity.